Messenger RNA from Parnassius mnemosyne (clouded apollo), 849 nucleotides. The record is from the annotation of a GenBank genome assembly. Lineage: Eukaryota; Metazoa; Arthropoda; Insecta; Lepidoptera; Papilionidae.
AUGCUUACUGAACCUGACGGUUUGGUUUUGAAAUUCCGUGUGUACGCAGGCGGUCUUGACCACGAAGUUUUAGGUAAAGGUCACGCCGAUAAAGUAGUGAUGCAGCUCAUGAAUGAAAAGCUUCAUAAUGGCCAUGCACUGUACAUGGACAAUUUCUAUAACAGUUUGGGUUUAGCGAAAAAACUUCUCGAUAAUAAUACGUACUGCACUGGAACAUUACGCAUUAAUCUGAAACAAAAUCCUCAAGAGGUCGUUCAAAAGAAUCUGAAGAAAGGAGAAAACAUUUCUAGGUACUACCAAGGAGUUCACAAAGGAAAAUGGAAGGAUAAACGACCUGUUACCUACAUUACUACAGAGUUUGAAGAUAAAAUGGUUCUAAUAACUAAUAAACGUGGACAAGUCGCUCAAAAACCCGAGGCAAUAGCAAAAUAUAAUGAUUAUAUGUCUGGAGUCGACCGGCAAGAUCAGUUGUUAGCAUUUUAUCCUUGUGAAAGGAAAACUUUGCGGUGGUACCUAAAGGUUGCUAUUCACACAUUCCAACUGCUACUGAUAAAUUCAUUCAAAAUAUAUAAUAAGUACUCAGGUCAACCUAAAAUUACCUUAUAUGAUUACCGCUUAUCAGUGAUAAGCGCAUUGCUACCAGAUAAACAUGUCAAAACAAAUCCAGGACCUGUAAAAAGACAAGUUCCUAUGCCGCACAAAAUCAGUAAGAUUACGGAAAGAAAUGCAAAAGGAAAAUUGAAACGUAAGCAAUGCCGCCAAUGCACAAAAGAAAAAAAAACGUACAGACACUAUUUGGCAUUGCAUUACUUGCAUCGAAAAACCUGGAUUAUGUGUCGAAUGUUUUGA